Molecule: messenger RNA, 1104 nt
Organism: Penicillium robsamsonii
Lineage: Eukaryota; Fungi; Ascomycota; Eurotiomycetes; Eurotiales; Aspergillaceae
Exons: 2
Coding region: 1-1104 (367 amino acids)
Biological process (GO): carbohydrate transport; transmembrane transport
Cellular component (GO): membrane
Molecular function (GO): carbohydrate:proton symporter activity
Source: RefSeq, a predicted model, not a curated record
AUGGGAAUCACCCAGACUGCGGCUCCUCUCCUGGCCACUGAGAUCGCACACCCUCGACAGCGACAGACGGCCACGGCCCUCUACAAUGCAUCCUGGAAUCUGGGCGCCAUUAGCUCGGCAGCGGUUACGUAUGCAACCAUAGGCAUAGCAAACAGCUGGUCAUGGAGAGUUCCUUGUCUGCUACAAAUAUCGUAUCCGUUAUUUCAGCUCCUAGGGCUGAUGUUAUUUGUGCCCGAAAGUCCGAGAUGGCUGGUAUCCAAGGGCAGGAAAUAUGAAGCCCUAGAUAUUCUGGGGAAGUACCACGCGAAUGGAGAUACAGACGACGAGCUGGUCCAGUAUGAGUACCGUUUGAUAUGCAGCACAAUCACAGCCGAGAUUACCGAUACCAGGAACUGGAGCUUCUUCUUCUCGUCAAAAGGCAAUAUGCACCGAUUGACCAUCUGCGUAUUAGUUGGACUCAUGCAGGAAUGGGCUGGAAAUGGUCUCCUGUCCUACUACCUCGCGCCGAUUCUCAAAUCAGUGGGAAUUACCAAGGCAGCUGACCAAGCAGCUGUGAAUGUUAGCCUCAAUGGCUGGAACUUUCUCCUUGCGGCAGCCGGUGCACUUGCAUCGGAGCGAUACGGCCGCCGCAUUCUAUGGCUUAUUUCCACGGGGGCCAUGAUCGUUUUCCUGUCCAUGUCCACACUGGCCGCUGGUCUGUUCGCCGAAAGAAAUCUUCCUGCUGCUGGAAUAGCUGUAGUUCCACUCCUAUUUCUCUUUUUCGGAGCAUAUGACAUCGCCUAUGCGCCUUUGUUCAUCUCGUAUCCAGCUGAAAUUCUACCUUUCCAGCUGCGUGCCAAGGGCAUUGCUGUCACUCUUUCUGUGGAUGCUGUGGCAUGCUUUUUCAACCAAUAUGUCAACCCAGUGGCGUUUACGGCGAUUGCAUGGAAGUAUUACUGUGUCUUUCUUGGCUGUCUGGUAGUGUUUUUGGGUCUCAUAUACUUCCUCUUCCCCGAGACGAAAGGGCGGUCUUUGGAAGAGGUUGCUAUGAUUUUCGACAAGGAGGAUGAGUUGGAGAUUGACAGUAAAAAGAAGACAGAGACAAAUAGACUUCAACAAAUAUAA